Molecule: messenger RNA, 630 nt
Organism: Chenopodium quinoa (quinoa)
Lineage: Eukaryota; Viridiplantae; Streptophyta; Magnoliopsida; Caryophyllales; Amaranthaceae
Exons: 1
Coding region: 1-630 (209 amino acids)
Source: RefSeq, a predicted model, not a curated record
AUGUGGUAUCUUGAUCCUUCUUUCACCUCUCUUAUUCACCAAUCAUGGCCUACAAACCAAACCCCCCUCUCUUCCAAACUCCAACUCCUCUCACAUUCCAUUCAAAACUGGGAAAAAACCCAAUUCCCAAAUCCCCUAAAAAAAAUCCAAGUCCUAUCCAAGAGGAUUGUUGGCAUCCAAAGGGCUUUGGAAUCAGAUCCUUCAAAUGGUUUCCUUCAGAAACUUGAUGAAAAUCUCUCUAUAGAGAUCUAUGAGCUAUAUGCCCAAGAAGAGUCCUUUUGGGCUGUAAGAGCUAGAACAAACUGGGCUACUUCUGGUGACAGAAACACAAGUUUCUUCCACACUUCUGUCAUCAUCAGGAUGAGAAGAAACAGAAUUGAUAAUAUGAGGAAUGAGGUUGGUGAGCAAAUCCUACCACAUCAACUUCAUGACCACAUAAACUCUUACUUCUUUAAUCUAUUCUCCACUGAAACCAGCUCUUCUGAUUACCCAUCCUGUACCUAUGGGAAUGAGGUCCAGAUAUCUCAUCUCCCUCUCCUGUUUGAGACCCAUUCUACUGUGUUCAAUAUGGGCAGGCUUAAAGCCCUUGAGAUAGAUGGUUUCCACCCUCUCUUCUUCCAGAAUCAUUAG